AUGAAAAUACUCCAGUUCGCGCUGGCCUUAUUCAACUGCAGCUACGGGCAACGAGAGUCACACAGACUACAGAGAUUCUUUUCGCCAGUCAUUGCUCCUAGAAAAAGACAAGCUCUAGGCCUGCAUGAUGAAAAACAUGGAAGAGUAUACACUGGCAAAAUUUCUGCUCACGACAAACACGACAAAAUUCUCCAGCUCUCUGACAUUAUGUAG
Oikopleura dioica is the source of this 213-nucleotide messenger RNA. The record is from the annotation of a GenBank genome assembly. Lineage: Eukaryota; Metazoa; Chordata; Appendicularia; Copelata; Oikopleuridae.